Menidia menidia (Atlantic silverside) is the source of this 1209-nucleotide messenger RNA. Lineage: Eukaryota; Metazoa; Chordata; Actinopteri; Atheriniformes; Atherinopsidae. The record is from the annotation of a GenBank genome assembly.
AUGGAGGGGUCUCAGAGGGAGCGGCUGUCCGAGCUGGUGGAGGAGCUGACCACAUCUGGACAGCCGCAGCUCAGUCCGGACAAAAUGAAGGAGCUCAAGAGGAUGUGCAAAGUGUCCAGUGACUGCAUAGAGCAGGUGUACCAUUCAGUCAUGUCCCAGCUGAACCAAGACCAUGCCGAGAUAAGGAUGUCUGCUUUCCAAAUAGCCAGCGAGCUUUUCUCCAGGUCGCACCACUUCAGGACUCUGUUGGUGGACAACUUCCAGGACUUCCUGGAGUUAACGGUGGAGACGGAUACGGAGAGGCCCCUGCCUCCUCCCAAAGAGGUGGCCAGGAGGCUGCGCGCUCUGGCCAUCCAGACGGUCCAGUCCUGGCACGCCUCGCACGGCUCCGUCUAUAAGAAGCUGGCCCUGGGCUACCACUUCCUCAAACAGGUCAAGAAGGUCGACUUCCAGGACGCCGAAGCCAGGACGGUGGCGGAGAGAAGGAGGGAGGAGGAGAGACGGAGCAAGAUGGAGAGGAUCUACAGGGCCCGAGUGGAGGCGGCAUCCAAAGAAAUGGAGGAGUCAUACCAAGAAAUAGAGGCGACCCUGACAGAGAUGGAAUCCUGUAUGAGGCUGCUGCUCCCCGAGUUCUGCGCCGCAGAUUUCCAGACGGCAGACGGCAGCCCCUCGGUCAGCCCAUCGGUCAGCCCUUCGGUCAGCAGCCGGCCCGCCGGCGCCGAGGAGCCCUGCUGCAGCAAGCAGCUGACGGACAGCCGGGCAGGAGAGACCAGCGCUGCCACGGGACCCAAAGGAGUCGAAGGAGCAGCCGGGAAGGAAAGUAACGGCCCCGAGGACGAAAGAGGAAAGGAGGAGCCAGAGAAAAGGCAUAAAGGAGAGAGGAGGGAGCGCCAGAGGAGCCGGGCCGAGCAGGUGGGGGUAGAGAAGGACAACGGAGAAGGAAGCAGUGAACAAGAAGAAGAGGAAGAAGCCUGUGCCGAGGACUGUCUUCACGUGAAGGAGACCGAGGACAACGAGCCGGUCGUUGCUAUGGUCUUCACCAAGUCCCACGCCGAGCAGCAGCUGCUGACCAGAGCCCUGGCUCUGAAGAAGGCCCUGGAGGCCUCGCUUCAGAAGCACAGGGAGCUGAACAUCGACUCCAGCGGCAAAGAGGUGAGUGGCGGGUUCUCUUUUUCCUCUCGGGUCACAGGCUUUGUCAAAGGGAACUGA